UCUGCGGGGCAUGAUUAGAUUAACCAUCCAAACAACGUCAGUACCACGAAUCGUUCCUCACGUUCUUGUGCUUUACUUUGAUGUAGAAAACAGAAUUGGGGGGUGCCUUAAGCAAUGUUCUCUUUCUGAACUUCGCUUACAUCUAUCUUGUUCUGCGUCAUAAACUCAACUGUCCUCUUCGCAAUUUCCCGUUCUUUCUGUCGCCCCUCCUGCAGCUGCGAUUGUCCUUGCUGCAGGCUUUCUUUGUGGCUGGCUUCUCUGCCGGCCUGGGACCGGUGCCAUGGAUCCUUGCGGCUGAACUGACUCCGUUGCGUGGCUCAGGCAUGGAGCUGGGCAGCGUGUGCGCCACCAACUGGGCUGCCUUCUUCGUGUCAGCCAACUUCUUCUCCACAUCAGACACAAUGCAGCGGUUGGCCAUCACGCUGUGGGUUUACAGUGCUCUGACUGUCGCCAGCGGUCUCAUUUUCUUAGCCCUGUUGCCGGAGACUGCGCAGGCGUCCAUCGAGGACGUACUGCUUAUAGGACAAGAAGUGAAGCACCACCACAAGGACACAAGGCCACAUUCGGAUACCACAGCACCGCCUUCAGAAGCACAUGAACAGGCUGCUGCCUCGAAGCGAGACGUCGCACCUACUGCUAAUGCGUUACAGCCGCCGGCCGACGCCGUUGCAGCACCAUCGGGGCAUCCGAGCAAAGCAGCUUCCACCGAGAGACAGCGGGCGCGCCAUUCGGUGGCAACCGGUACUCCAUCUGUCGCGUCCCGGCGUUCCACGGCGUCCAAGGCGAGCGCCGCCUCCAGGCGCGCUCCAAGCGCCGCUUCCCUGAAACAACAACAGUGAAGCGCUCGGCUACUGUGGCACCGACGCUCCAAAGAACGAAGCGACGAGGCCGGAGCGAUUUAUACGAAAGUGCUGGCUGCUCCCACA
Molecule: messenger RNA, 926 nt
Organism: Dermacentor silvarum
Lineage: Eukaryota; Metazoa; Arthropoda; Arachnida; Ixodida; Ixodidae
Exons: 2
Coding region: 324-839 (171 amino acids)
Source: RefSeq, a predicted model, not a curated record